Molecule: messenger RNA, 3483 nt
Organism: Lycium barbarum (goji berry)
Lineage: Eukaryota; Viridiplantae; Streptophyta; Magnoliopsida; Solanales; Solanaceae
Product: COP1-interactive protein 1-like
Exons: 3
Coding region: 313-2802 (829 amino acids)
Molecular function (GO): actin binding
Source: RefSeq, a predicted model, not a curated record
GCAAAAUAAGAGUCACACCAAUAUGUCAAAAUAAAAUAAAUGCUUGUGUUUUGUGAUCCCCAUUUUGUUCUUCCUCCUCUUUAACCCUUUUAAAGCUCUUUCUUUUUCUUGAUUCAGAUGAAAUAUCUUCAUCUUUUUGCUCCCAAAUUCAAGUAAUAUUUUAAGAAAAAUAGCUUUGGAUAAAAAUCCAGAAAUUUGAUUCUUCCCAAUGAAAAUAGUAAAUUUUGCAUGGUUGGGAGACUAUUUUGAUACCAGCAUUACAGGCACCAGUUAACUCUGAGCAUUAUUGUUCUUGAAAAUUCGAAGGCAGACAUGACAAAACGAAGUUGGAAGGAAUCCAUGAAGCCUUUUGGGAGUCAUGUUGAUCCUGAAAAGGAAGAACAAUUGAAAUGGAUAAAAAUAGAAAUUGAAAACAAAGUAAAAAGGAUAGCAAAGCUAAUCAAGAAAAUAAACCAAGGUAGUAGAGAAGGGAACUUGAGAAGAAGAUCAGAAUUGCUUCAACUUGUUGAUGAAUUCCACAAACAUUACCAAUCCCUUUAUUCUAUGUAUGAUAAUCUCAGAGGGGAAGUAAGGAAAAAACUUCAUGAAGAACACGAGGGCGAGUCAUCGUCUCAAUCUUCUUCAUCGUGUUCGAAUUCAGAAUCAUAUUUUAGCCCCGAGGAAGUCACCGCGAAAAGUAGCUCGUCUUGUUCCAAUUGUGAGCCUCUUGAGGAUGCUAUUUUGAAGGACAAAAUUAUAACUUCAAAUUUUGAAGUGAAGGAAACCGUCGAAAGUUUUGAUGUGGAAAAUUUUGAGACGCCAAUGUGUUAUAGCCGAGGGUCUGAGUCAGGGGAAUUCUUCAAAGACCUGUGCAUUCAAGGUGACGAGAAGCUGAUACAUGAAUCCGAAUGGUUAAACGAUAAAGUAAAAGAAAAAGAAGACGAAAUCUUGUAUCUCACCGAUGAUUUUGAGCUUCGUGAGAAGGAGAGAUUGUCUCAUAUAAAGGUGUUAGAGGAUCAAGUUGCUAGUAUGAAGGUUGAAUUAGAUAACUUAUGUGUUCAAAAGAGAGAACUCGAAGAGAAACUCGUGCGCAAGUCGAAAGAACUUAAGAAAAUGGAAGAAAGAAACUUAGCACUAGAAGCAACAUUCAUAGAGAAAGAUGAUCAGUUCUCUCAUCUUCUGAAAGAAUUCGACGAAAAUCAACUCAACUCAAUGUCUAGGAUCGAUGAUCUUAUGGCAAAAUCAAACAGUCUGCAGCAAGAAGUGGACCGUUUAAAAGCUGAAAGGAAUGAAUUGGAACAAAAAUUGUUAGAUGAAACGAAGAAAGUAUCAGACCAAGUCAAGGACUUAUUAGAACAAACACAUUUUUCAGAACUACAACACGUAAACGGUCCACUCCAUCAAGAAGUGGACCGUUUAGGUGCUGACAGGAAUGAAUUGGAACAAAAGUUGUUACAUGAAACAAAAAAAGGAUCAGAACAAAUCAAGGACUUACCAGAGAAAAUACGUUUUUCAGAACUCGAAAAAAAGUCUCACGAGGCAUCUGAUCAAGUUAAAGAUUUAACCGAAAGGACUAAUUAUCUGCAGCAGGAGUUGGAAGCCUUAAGAAAUCAGAAUUCUGAACUUGAGUUGUCACUCAAAGAAAAAACUCAAGAAGUAUCGGACUGUCAUCUUCGGAUAGAAAAUAUGAAAGAGAAAUUAACGAGCAUUACUUUGUCCGAGAAGGGCUUAAAGUCAGAGGUGAAAUCACUCGCGAAAGAAAAAUGCGACAUGGAAGAGAAGAUAAUGGAUAUGAAUCAAGAAGCUUAUCAUUCGGAGUUACAAAAAGAAAAGCUGAAUGAUAAGAUCAUGGAGUUGGAAACAAAACUAUUAGGAAAAGAAGCAGAGGUGGGAAUUCUUCAAAAGAAACACAAGGUUUACAUGAACGAUAUGUCCACUCAGAGUUCAACGUUGACAGCCCGAAUCAGCAAUACUCAAAAGCAGAUUCAAAUCGCUGAGAAAGAAAAACAGGAAUUUUUGCAAAGCAUUAUGCAGAUGGAAAAGAAAAAUACUGAACUGACUAUCAAGAUCGCGGAGCAGGAGAAAAUUAUAAGAGGAAUGCAAGAUGUCGUAAACAAGUCAAAGCAGGAACAUAAGCAGAUGCAAAUCAAGGUAAAGGAUUCAAAAGAAAAUUUUCAUAAUGCUGAAAGAAAACUAGAAGAAAUGACGGAGGAACUACGCAAGAUGUUUGAAGACAGUUUACGAAUCUUAAGCAGAAGGAUCUGCGUGGCAGAACAAUUGCAUAUCGAGAACAAGGAGUGGUACCAAAAAACAAGAAACUCGUACGAGAAAGAGAACAAAGAUCUAAAAGAGAAAAAUGCAAGGCAUGAAAUGGGGUUAAGGGGCGUUAAGGAUAUAUCAUUGACAGCAAGCGAUAUCUUAGGUUCACUGGACGCUGUGGCAUUAAAGUUUGAGGAAUGCACGGGUCAUUUUUUGAACCGAAUAUCCAAAGUUUCGUGUGAGCUGCAAUUCGUAAAAGAUUGGGUUAUGAGGAAAAAUAAAGCAAUGGCACAUGUUAGAGAUGAUUUUGAUUGCUUACUUGCACAAUGUGAUGACAAAGAAGCUGAGAUAUUGAAGUAUAGGGAGAAAGUUUGGAAGUCGGAUAAUAAAGUUAGGGAACUAGAGAAGAUGAUCAAGGAUAAAGAGGAAUCAAUGUUGGUUCUCAAGGAGGAAAAAAGAGAGGCGAUUAGGCAAUUAUGUGUAUGGAUUGAUUAUCAUCGUAGUCGCUCUGACUAUUACAAGAGGAUCCUGCUAACUGAAUUUGGCCGAAGGAGCGCUCCCUAGGAAUGUUUUUCCUUAAGAGCUAUUUAGUAACUUCUUUAGCCAUAGUUAUAUGAUAAGAUGCAAUAGCUUGUGUCCUUACUUUCUUCUCUAUUUAUCUGGUACUCGAAAUCCACUGAUUCCAGAUUUGCACUUGUGGGGCACACAGAAGGGGAAAAACCGCUUCUUAGCAGGAGUUUGUUUAGCUUCUUCAGCUAGUCAUAUGAUGAGAUGUAAUAGCUUGUGUCCUUUCUUCAUAUACAUCUGGUACCCGACAUCCACUGAGUCCAGAAUCGUGCAGCGUGGGGCCCACUAAAGGGGGAUAAGGCGCUUCUUACCAGGAGUUUCUGCAUUCCGACUAAAAUUUGAGAAGGUUGGAACCGCCAUUUGCGCGUUCCUCCUCUUUCUUGCAAUGUCGGGGAUUUGCUUAGAUCAAGUCAUGAAGCUCAUGUGCAAGUUUCAAAUUCUUGUCCUGAGAAUUGUUACACAUUUUCUUUUAUUGCUAUGUUCACCAAUAGGUGUGUUCUUGUUAGAAGAGUGUUAUUGUAUUACUGAAUAAAAGAGUAUUAGGCAACUGAAAAACAUUAGUCACACACACAAAUAAUUUUGGUUACAAGCCUAACCAUUGGCCAAAACCAGAUUUUUGUAUUGUACAUUUUGGAUUUGGGAAUCAAUUAAAGUCCCAAAUCUCUUAUUGGAGAAAUU